This is a messenger RNA of Corythoichthys intestinalis (scribbled pipefish), 1792 nucleotides long. RefSeq names its product integrator complex subunit 12 (gene ints12). NCBI's taxonomy places the organism in Eukaryota, Metazoa, Chordata, Actinopteri, Syngnathiformes, Syngnathidae. Gene Ontology annotation, cellular component: integrator complex. The transcript is spliced from 7 exons. The coding region runs from base 158 to 1516 and encodes 452 amino acids. Gene Ontology annotation, biological process: snRNA 3'-end processing. The record is from RefSeq and is a predicted model, not a curated record.
CUUGUGAGCGUGUCGGACAUGUUUGAGAGUGCCACCGGCAAAGUGUUGAAGGAAGAUUCCACAAGAAUACAGAACGAACUGCCUAAACGUUGUUAUAUUGCUACACUGCUGUACCCAACGCGUUUCUACCUCGGAGUUGACGUCAGUAUAAGAAGUCAUGGCAGCACCUGUCAGUCUGGAGCUAGAUCCCAUCUUCCUGAAGGGUCUGAGUUAUCUGCAUUCCAAGAGCAAAGAUUCCGCAGAGAAGCUCAAAGCGCUGCUUGACGAGUCCCUUUCCAGAGGGAGCGACACGUCUUAUCGCUUGGUACAAAAAGAUCUAGAGGUUAAAGGUUCUGUGUCCAAACUCAGCUUCAGCAAACAAGACUCCAAGUCCUCAAGCUCUUCAUCCUCCAGUUUAGGCAGCAAAUCCAGCUCUGAAAAGAGCAAGAAAGACACAGACAGAAGAUCUUCUGAGAAGGUUAGAGUUGAGUUGGGUGACGUCGACCCUCCCAAAAAACUACGUUUAGAGAAACAGGAUCGGUCUUCGCCAGUUACCGUGCAAACAAGUAAAGACCUUCUACCCAAUAUCAACGACUAUGACGAGACAAACGCUGAUGACUUUGCCAUGGAGAUGGGCCUGGCAUGCGUGGUUUGUAGACAAAUGACUGUCUCCAUGGGAAACCAGUUAGUAGAGUGCCAGGAGUGCCAUAACUUGUACCACCAGGACUGCCACAAGCCCCAAGUGACAGACAAAGAAGUCAAUGACCCACGGCUGGUGUGGUAUUGCGCACGUUGCACCAGACAAAUGAAGCGCAUGGCCCAAAAGCCUCCCCAGAAACCCUCCCCAGCCUCCGCCUCGUCAGCACCGGUUGUAAUAAAAGACACUUUGGUGAAAAAGACUGAAUUUAAAACCAAGCUAGAUACCACUAGCACCUUCCAGGCAUUCAAACGAACAGAAGUGAAGACUUCAACAACAUCUGCCAAUCCCACCAGCAGCAACUCCUCAACAUCAGGCAGCGGUCUAACAGGCUGGGCCGCGUUCGGCGCAAAGACGAGUCCGUCUCUUAGCAUCAAUUCCAAACUGGGUUCUUCUGGAUCAAGCGGGAGUAACAAGGCAAUGGCUACUCCACCCGGGCAGAAACCGGUAGGACUUUCCAGUCUAGCUGGAAACAAAUCCGGACUCGGUGCCACAAAGGUCCCCGGGAGCGGCAACGGAAAUGGCGCUACCCAGUUAUCUCUGAAACCACCGCCCCUGACCCUGGGCAAGCAGCCGCUCAACCGUUCAUCGAGCAGUGAAAGCCAGGGAAAAGGUUCUGUCUCAUCGUCUGGUGCAGCCUCACCGGGAAGCUCCCAGGCCAGUCCGGGAAGUAGCGGAACUAGCGGAAAUAAUAACGGAGGAAAUAACGGAAACAAUGGAAAUGGUUCCAAGGUUCUACCGGGGGAUAAAGCGCCAACGUCUCAAGAGUCCCAGCUUCACGCCAUGAAACGGUUGCAGCUGGUGAAGAAAAAAGCAGCACAGAAAAAGCUGAAGAAAUAAUCAUGGUGCUACAUUUUAAUAGGGUACUGAAUGUUGUGCAUACAGUGUAUCACAAAAGUGAGUAUACCCCUCGCAUUUCUGCAGAUAUUUAAGAAUAUCUUUUCAUGGGACAACACUGACAAAAUGACACUUUGACACAACGAAAAGUAGUCUGGGUGCAGCUUAUAUAAAGUAAUAGAGUUCAUUUAUUUUCCCCUCAAAAUAACUCAAAAUAUAGCCAUUAAUAUCUAAACUCCUGGUAACAAGAGUACUCUCCUUAGAAACUACGUACUUCCC